Penicillium hordei is the source of this 1779-nucleotide messenger RNA. Its product is annotated as RNA methyltransferase, TrmH family. Gene Ontology annotation, cellular component: mitochondrion. The transcript has a single exon. The record is from RefSeq and is a predicted model, not a curated record. Gene Ontology annotation, molecular function: RNA methyltransferase activity; RNA binding. NCBI's taxonomy places the organism in Eukaryota, Fungi, Ascomycota, Eurotiomycetes, Eurotiales, Aspergillaceae. The coding region runs from base 1 to 1779 and encodes 592 amino acids. Gene Ontology annotation, biological process: rRNA methylation.
AUGCUCAGAACUAUCUCAAGGACGGGAUUGAAUGGUCUUUCAAGAGUGAUUAGUUCCUCAAAUUCUACAGUCUUGGCUAUUCGGCAUGCAUCAUUGAAUUCAGCAAUUGGGGAGGGUAUUCGCAGGUCUCAGUCUGUGGACAGAGAUAAUCGUCGCGGCAACGAGACUCGCUUUCCUAAGCGCCAGCGACAAUACGAGAGAUCAGGUGAAUCCAAUUUCAAUGGUCGUCAAACAAACGGAGCGCAACAAAGAUACGGAAGAUCAGAUCAAUCCAACUUCAAUGACCGUCGAACAUAUGGGGCACGACAGUAUGGAGAAGAAAAGCCCGAGAGAUCAGGAUUCAACUCUGGCGUGCAACGAAAUUACGGCCAGCGUGAACGAGAAUUCGGGGCGAAAAAAGCCUGGACAUCAGACGGUUUAGGUCGUAAAGACUAUGACCGCCGACAAUCGCCAUGGAAUGACAGGUCCGAAUCCCCACGACAAAGCCGAAAGGAGGAAAAGUUCGAGUUCGACGAGGAUGAGUUCAUUCGUUCUGGUGAUUUCCGAGGACUGCCUCGUGAGCAUCAAUCCCGGUUCCAAUCUCGAUUCCAAUCGCGAACACGAGAUGGCCCAUUCACACAACCGGGAAGAGGACGGCCUCCAAUGGAUGAACCAAGAGAGAAGGAGCCAGCAAAGCCUAGGGCUCACCGGAUCACGGAGAGAAUUCCAGAACGGGUGAAGGACAACGUCAAAGUGCCGGACACAAUCCCCUACACUACACCGGCAUCUGAGUUCAUUUACGGCACCAGCGCCGUGGAGGCGGCGUUGCGCUGCAGUCGGCGUCAACUCUACAAGCUUUAUAUCUACCAGAGCACGGAGGAAGAGCUAAGUGCGGCGAAGGUCACAAUCCGCAAACUGGCACUGUCAAAGAACAUUACAGUAAAAAUGGCAUUUGCAGGGUGGGAUCGACUUAUGGACAAGAUGAGUGCUGGGCGACCUCACAAUGGUAUUAUUUUGGAAGCAUCACCUUUACCAAAAUUGCCAGUGCGUGGUCUCCAGGCUGUUCCAUCUAUAUCCGAAGAGUAUUUCCGAACGGAGCUUGCGUCACAAACCCGGGAAGAAGCUGCGGUAAAUGGCACCGAUGAUCGUAUCCGCAUCCAUCAUCCUUCCCCGCCCCCGCAUGAAACUGAACAACGCCAUCGAUACCCAAUUGUCUUGCUAUUGGAUGGAGUGGUCGAUACCGGUAAUAUGGGCGCCAUCAUCCGCUCAUCCUAUUUCCUAGGUGUCGAUGCAAUUGUUCUAGCUGGUCGCAACUCCGCACCAUUGUCUCCCAUCACAAUCAAAUGCUCUGCUGGUGCAGCUGAGAAUAUGCCUAUCCUUCACGUGAAGAAUGAAGUUGAUUUUAUUCAGCGAUCCCAGCAGAAUGGGUGGCGGUUCUAUGCUGCAGAUGCCCCAACUCCCGGUUCCCUAUAUUUGGACCACAUCUCGGCCAACGGCGAUCAAAGCGGGGCUCAAUUGCCCAGUACUACUGCGCCUAGUGUCAUAAUGAUGGGCAGUGAGGCUACUGGAUUGAGCUCGCAUAUCAAGUCGCAUGCAGAUGCAAUCAUCAGUAUUCCAGGCGCCCGGCAGAGUUCCAUCCUAGGCGUUCAAUCUGAUCCUGCGCGCAUCGACAGUCUCAAUGUGAGUGUCGCCGCGGCGCUGCUGAUGGAGAAGUUCCUGCGAACACCCAUGACUCUGGGUGAUGUCCUCAAGAAGGAAAAGAACAUGGAAAAGAACAUAGGAAAGGAGAAAAUGUGGUAA